UUCUCUGCCCCCACCUCCCAUUGGUGCAAACCUAGCGCGCCUGCGCGAGUUUGUGUUUCUUCCGUGACGGUAGCCGCAGGUAUCUUCCUGCUGUUGCUUUCGGACCGAAUCUGCCUUUGUCACCGGCCUGCAGCGGGGGCGGCUGCAAACCGAAUGUGGGCCGCUAGCAGUGAAGUCCCGGGAAGGGAAGGGGUGUGAAGCCUCGGGUGGAUCGUUGGUGUGGGGUACGUGAUGGACAGGGAUUUCUCGUUGAAUAGAGGCUAACGCUGAGCAUGGGUGUUGCCUUCUGCCCCCCCCGCGUUAGGAUCCCGCAGAGGCUAGGCCGGCAGAGGGGCCCCAUGGCUGAAGACAACCGAGAGCCCCUGGCAGGAGCCGGCGCUCUCCGGGAAGCCCUCUGGGCGCUCCUGCCCCCCACGAAAGAGGAGCUGGUGCCGGAGCUCGGGGAGAAGGUGGAGCUGGGCGCGGCGCGGCUACUGCAGGAGGCCGCUGAGCAGUUCUGCGGGGGCCGCCGGAGCGAGUGUCUGCAGGCCAGCGAGGCCAUCCUGGACUACUCCUGGGAGAAGCUCAACACGGGCCCGUGGCGGGACGUCCACAAGGACUGGCGCCGCGUCUACGCCUUCGGCUGCCUGCUGAAGGCUGUGUGUCUGUGCGAUGAGCCCGGGAACGCCCCCGCGGUGGCAGAGGCCCUCAAAGUCUGUGACAUGGGCCUGCUGAUGGGGGCGGCCAUCCAUGGGGACAUCCUCAUUAAAGUCGCUGCCGUCCUCCAGGCGCACCUCCCCUCAGGAAAGCGGCCCGGCCCAGCCCGGCAGCAGCCCGGCACAAAGAAAGCGAGGAACGACGGUGUUCCAGUUCCAGAUGUGGCAUCAGAGAGACCGGUCCCCCGGCUUCGCUGUCCGUCCCUCCAGCAUUUCAGGAAGCAGUUUCUGGCUCCCGGGAGGCCUGUGAUCCUGGAAGGUGUGGUGGACCAGUGGCCGUGCAUGACCAAGUGGAGUCUAGAGUAUAUCCAGGAAAUUGCCGGCUGUCGAACUGUCCCAGUGGAAGUCGGUUCCAGGUACACAGAUGAAGAAUGGUCGCAGACUCUCAUGACGGUCAACGAGUUCAUCAGCAAAUACAUCCGGGAUGAGUCGAGGGACGUCGGGUACCUCGCGCAGCACCAGCUCUUUGACCAGAUCCCGGAGCUGAAGCGGGACAUCAGUAUCCCCGACUACUGCUGCCUGGGCGACGGGGAGGAGGACGAGAUCACCAUUAAUGCCUGGUUUGGUCCCCGGGGAACGGUGUCCCCCCUUCAUCAGGACCCUCAGCAGAACUUCCUGGUCCAGGUGAUUGGCAGGAAGUACAUCCGGCUGUAUUCCCCACAGGAGUCAGAGGCUUUAUACCCGCACGAGACGCACCUUCUUCAUAACACGAGCCAGGUUGACGUGGAGAAUCCCGACCUGGAAAGGUUUCCCAGGUUUGCCGAGGCCCCGUUCCUGUCCUGCGUCCUGUCUCCCGGAGAGGUCCUGUUUAUCCCGGUUCAGUACUGGCAUUACGUGCGGGCUCUGGACUUGAGCUUCUCGGUCAGCUUCUGGUGGUCGUAGCCAGGGUCCGAGGAUCUGAGACACAUUCCCCGUUCUACCCCUGGUCCGGCGCUGGCUCCCGGCAUCUAGAGACAAGCCAGACUUGGCCUGUGCCGAAGCCUUCACUGGAGACCCGUCUGGGCACUGGACAGACACAGGGUGAGGGCGUGGCAAGGCGCAGGCUCCAGGCCAGCGUGCAGCAGAGGCCGGUGGGUGAGACCCCAGAAGGACAUUCCAGGCCAACACUCCACCCGGAGACCCUGGGCAUCAUGCGGCUGAGGUGCUGGGGCCACGGGCUGGCUGUGUGCACAGCUGUAGAGGGUGGGCUCUGAGGUCAGCUGCCUGGACUGAGACCCCGUCCCCCAGCUUCCCUGCUGUGGAAGAGUUGGGACACUUCACUGUGUGCGUGUCUCCGUGUGGAAAACAGGGCAGCUCGAGCACCUGCCACGGAAAGUUCGAGAGACGGUGCUCGGACAGAGCCCGGGCGGGUCUGUGAGCAUUAGCUGCUGUCUGAGCUUAAUAAUUACUGUGAUUGCCACCGACUUGUUUGUCCUGUUUGGCCUGACAGGACAGCCCCAGCCCACAGACUCUGGCGCCGGGCAGGCAGAGGCUCAGCCCAGCCCUGCUGGCUGUGGCGGCGGAGAGUCUGGGGAGGUUUCUGCUGUCCCUGUGUGUGCACGGCCUGACCCACAGCCGUGGCCAUCUCCUAGGCUGCGUUUUCAACUGCGCCCCCUCCCGGCAGCCAGUCCUCACGUCAUGAAACCACCCUCCGUGGCCCCCAGGACCCCCCUCCUGCCCAUCAGUCUCAUUCAUUCCCCCCUCGCAGACAAAGCCUUCGCCCAGGGGAGCGGGUGCCCCUGCAGGUUAGCUCCACGUCCCUGCAGCGCCAGUGCCCACAGUCUCCAAGGUCCCAGGGAAGAUUCUGGCAGGCGGGGAACCGGUGAGGUGCGAUCAGGGCCUGGCUGGCACGUGCCCCCCUGGGUAACCAAGAGCAGGGCAGGGAGGCAUCAGCGGGCGGCUGGAAGUCUAGCCACCCGCGUCCUCCGCAGGCAGCCAGGGCCUCUGAACUUCAUCACACAGGGCUGGGGCUCCACGGUUUGGAGCAGGGGGACCGUCCGUGCAUGCAGUAGGUGGGCUGUUGGCAGAUGAGGGGGAGUCCAACACCUGCGGGGAGACCGUGGAGCAGAUGCGGAGUGAGGUCAGGGCGCGGCAGGGGCACUGGGGACAGUGGCAAAGCCCAGCUCUUUGGGAAGCAAAACGGCGGGCUCUCUGCAGAGACUGCUUGUUCCCUUCUCAGGCGUUAUUAAUAGUUCUUUGUCUAAUUUUUCAGAUGAAGAAUUUAUACCACAUAUUAACACCCCUAAAGGUAGCAGGGCAUAUGAUAGGAGCCCCUGCGUCUGGCACGCUGGCUGUCGAAGGGGAGUGGGCCAUAACUCAGGGGGUCUGCCUGCAUCACUCACAGCACCCCCCCUCCCAACCUAAGGGUGGCUGUGUGGCUCCAGCCUCCACGAUCCAUCUCUCCCGCCUGGUGGCCCCACUCAUGCGCUACGCCGCCAUUCUCAUCCACUGGGGGGACAAGAGGACAUGGUCAUUAACACAUGACAUGGAGGCCUGGCUGCCUCCAGCAAAUGUCCCUUGUCAGGUGAGAAGAUGGCAACAGCCGAGAUCUUCACGUGCCCUCUGUGCCGGGCUGCAAGGCCACCAGCAACCACGGCGAGCCAGAGGGCUGGCUUCAGCUCGGAGGAGUGUGGACUUGAGUCCGCUUGGAAAACGAGUUAUCUCCGGCCAUUCGCUGAGCCAAGGUGGGGCGAGCACGGGGCCACCGUCCCCCACCCGCCCCAGCUGCAGAGGCCUGCUUGGGGCCCAGUCUGAUGCAGGCACGUGUGGCCUCCAGCCGGACGCAGCCCUGCCCUGGUAUCCGGAGAGGAGGGACAUUGCCGUAAGGUACAGAUCAUGGCGAGGGCUGUGAAGGGACCAGAAUUGGGGGGACCGGGGACAGGAUUUAGCACAGACAACAUCUGCCGGAGUAACCAGGAGGCCAGAACCAGCCACGAGGGUUGAGGUGGAGCAGCAGGUGCAGCAGUCCUGGGGCAGGAAGGCUCUGGCGCUGGGGGAGCACAGGGAGCCCGAGACUGCACCAGCAGGGGGAGGGACGAGGGUGUGGAGCCAGGGAGAUGGGUCUGCGAGCUGCUGUGAGGAGGGACAGAAGGAUGAGCCUGGAAAGUGGAACAGCCGUGAGUGUCACUUGUCCCAUCAGUUCCCAGAAGGACCAAGUCAGGAGUGUCAGCAGGGAGCAGAGCAGGGAUGACAGCCUGGCAGGGAGGCGGGCAGUGGCCCGAUCCCAAAAGCCUCGAGCACCAGACACGGUCUUCAGAAUUGCGUUCUGAAUUGAGGUUCUGUCAGGUGCUGUCAAGGAGUCCUCGGGAAGUUCACGUUGCGAUCAACACAGGGAGAUGGAGACGCUGGCAGGCCCAUGUCCCCAGGGGCCAGGUGCUAAGAGCUUCUGGAGUCACAGCUAAGGACUCCCCUGGACCUGCAUGGUAUGACCCUGCCCCUCCUCGAUGGCCAGACCCGGCUGGUCAGGCAGGAAGUGAGCUGUAGGAACCCUCGGGGCCCUCCCAAACCCCCAGCUCCAAGGUUCAUCCUUUUUCCACCGACUUUCCUGCCUUCCUGUCACCUCUGCAGGCUUCCUCGUACCCUCCUGAGAAAGCCCUUCUCUGGUUAAGCCAGUGGGGAUGCUUUCCGUUGCCUGCCCGACACUACUGACCUCCCCACGCAGUCGGGGGGCACCCAUGGGCCUCUCUGGGUGGGCUGCGCUGGGAGCUCCAGCUGGAAGCAUCCUCACAGCCUGGGAGCCGCGCGAUGAGACCCACCCGAGGCCAGGAGGGCCAGCCUCCCCCCAACCGACACCAUUUCAUGUUCUAGAUGCUAGACACCCCCUGUGCCUGGGCUUGUGGAACGGACCACGGGUGGAGGCCCCCUGCCCAUGUGGUGCACAGUCCAUUCCCCGUUUGCCUGAUAAGAGCAUCUGGUUCUCUUCAGGAGAUAACUCUGUGGCCCCGGGGCAAGCCCCGAUGUGCCAGCGCCAGCUGGACUGUGGCAUCCUCACCUCCGUAAGUAGCCAGAGGGCGCCGUGUGCUGCGGCAGGCGAGCCAGGUUACAGAGACGCGCCACGCCCUCUGCCUCCCGACACUGGGCGUUGGUGUGUGAGGCCCGGAAGGAGGGUCAGCGGGAAGAAAGUGGCUGGAUCUCCCGGGAGACUGUGAGCACAAGGCCCGCUCCGUGAAAAUAGAGCAGAGGCAGUGGUGUGGAGGCCUGGUGACCUCACCCGGACCCGCCGGCUCAAGCCUCUCCCGCAGGACCCCUUGUUUUAGCCAGACUGGGUUGGGCUGACUGAUCUGGGUGGAAGAGACAGAGAUGGGCGUCAGGAGUGUGGCAGGUGCACUGAGCAGAGACGUGUGGGGAAACGGGGACCGAGGUCUGGAAGCUGUGACAAGAUCCAGAGAGCGGCCGGGGAGCAGGCCAAUGGCGGGAAACCAGGGAAAGUGUUUGGGCUGAGGGCACAACAUGUGCAAGGCCUCAGCGGCCAGGAACAGAGGGCACUUUCGGAACGGCAGGAAACACCAUGGGGGGAGAAACGGGGGGAUCGGCAAGAUGGGCCUCAGCACUGGCCCCGGAGUCUUUGGUCUGAGGCAGGUGCACCACGCUGACGGAGUUGGGGGGCAGAUCGCCGCGGUGGAAAAGCCCGGAUCCGGCAGGCCGGCUGCAGCCAGGAGCAGAGCUGGCGGAGGAGGCAGGGCGCUUGGACAGGGUUUGGUGGCUGGCUCGAUGCAGGGGAGCCGGGGUGGAGGCAUCUAGGCCGAAGGACGGCUGACGGUGGGGCUGCCCAUCGCCAGGCAGGGUGGAGGAACCCUGUGAGGAGAGCAGCCCCCAGCCAUCAGGCAAGCUGCAUCUUGGGCCAGAGGGUCUGGACUGUGAGAGGCUGGAGAGGGCCGGUAUUGCUGGGACGGGUGACCCAAGCCGGGGCCUGAGGCAGAGCCGCCGGGCCGGGGUCGUGCGGGAGGAGCUCUGCCAGCUUGCCCAGCUGGGACCCAAGCCAACGGGUUCUCCGUUACCCGGAAGCCCAGGAGAGGACCAGCCAUCACAGGAAGCCUCCUGGGGCCGCGCGACCACAGACCGAGGCUGCAGCAAGGACUCCUCAGUGACUUUUAUUCCAAACCUGCUCACACGUGAACGUAAAGCAGGGGGGUUCGACACUGCCGCUCCUCUCCCAAACCAGGCUUACCCGCGGUCCCCCACCGCGCCAGCUAGUGCUGCCGGGACCGCAAGGACCUCUUGGUGGCCCUGGACGUCCCAGCCUCCCGCUCCUUCUCGGGGUCGAAGACUUCUGGGCACAGAAAAGACCAGAAGGUGUCCCCUCGGUCCUGCCACCAGCCCCUCCCGGAGAUCAGGGUGCAGCCCCCCCAGCACCACAGGGACACGAACCUGGUAUCUCAUGGGGCCAGUAGUCAUUACAGUGGGGGCAGCGUGGCUCGGAAUUGGACUGGAAAUACUUCGCCACACAAGGUAAAUGCAUUCUGAUCCCACACGUCUCGCAGCUUUGACCCUGAAACCAGCAAGGGGAUAGCCAUGGAGCCUCGUGCACCCCUCUGAGCUCACAGCCCUUCCACAGGGGUGAGGAGAAGGUCCAGCAGGCUCCAGGGUUUUGUCCUCCAGGCCUGAGAUGGACAAGGAGAACCCCAUAGCCCUCAGCACAGGGGCUUGUGCCCGUGCUUGUGUGUACAUUCAUUCUGAGAAACGAAUGUAGAUGGAGAACACUCCAGACUCUAACAGCGGGGCGCCCGGGUGGCUUGGUAGGUUAAAUGGCUGCCUGUGGCUCAGGUCAUGAGGCAUCCUGGGAUGGAGCCCUGCAUCAGGCUCUCUGCUCAGUGGGAAGCCUGGUUCUCCCUCUCCCUCUGCCCCUACCCACUCCCCGCCACCAUGCUCUUUCUCUCGCAAAUAAAAAUCUUAAAACUCUAAUGGGCAGAACUUGGUGAAUGGCGGGCCAGGCCACCCCAGGAACUUGGGCUCCCAGUGCACAUGGGCCCUCAGAGCGUGCAGAGCCGAGCACAUGGCUUCAGCCUUCCAGAAGGCCAUUUGGAAAUGUGGAGCAAAGGCUUUAAGAAAACAUGUCCACCGUGCCAGAAACUGCACGUCCGGGAAGCCAGCCCAAGGCAUCAAUUCCAGGAUAGCUGUGCAGAGAGGCUCGUCAGAGCGCCGCUGACGGCGCAGGAGAGGUAGGAGUCGGGGAAGAACCCCAGGCGUCUGGCGCUGGCUGCCCGCAGGGAAGCCCCGCCAGGCAGGCCGGCCGCGCAGAGCAGAAUAGCAGCGGUCCCCACGGCCAGACGUUCCCACGCCAGCGCCAGGAUGACACGGGCUACACGUGGCCUCUGAGAGCCCUGGCCUAGAGCUGAGGGACCGGGGGGGAGGGCAGGACAGAACGAGGCAUGGCAACGGCUCAGCCCCCUGCUCGCCAGCCCCUUGCCCGCCCGGCAGGCGCACGGCCCAGGGAGCUGCUCAGGGUUUCGUGCCCUUCACGCGGCCUGUUUCCACCAGCCCCAGCCAACAAACAGGUGCCCACGCCAGCCCCUCGGCACAGCCGCAAGCCGGGAACACCUAGGCCGAGACC
Messenger RNA from Lutra lutra (Eurasian river otter), 7224 nucleotides. RefSeq names its product lysine demethylase 8 (gene KDM8). Gene Ontology annotation, molecular function: histone H3K36 demethylase activity. The transcript is spliced from 10 exons. Bases 273 to 1577 code for a protein of 434 amino acids. The record is from RefSeq and is a predicted model, not a curated record. Gene Ontology annotation, cellular component: nucleus. NCBI's taxonomy places the organism in Eukaryota, Metazoa, Chordata, Mammalia, Carnivora, Mustelidae.